AUGGGUGCUAAUUUGGAUCGACAAAGGGCUUGGAUAAAAACUCAAGCUAAAUUAGUUCAUAGCAUAGAAAAAUUAGGGUUUGAGCGACUCUACAUUGGUGGCCCCGAUUCCAAUAACUUAUCCAAAAUCGAAAUCAAUGAAGAGUUUGUAUGUAAAGAAGUUCCACAAUUUGAUUAUUUGAAGAAGAAAGGUGUGAUUGAUUCGGAUAUAGACAGCGAGGAAGACCAUGAGUCAUCUAAAGACAAGGAGAACAUUGACAAUUAUUUGAGAAAAAUAAAUAUCAUACACUAUGAAUUGACAAUGUUGGAAACAAUUAGAGAACAAUUGACAUCAAUAACAGCUUACUUGGUGUCUGUUGUAGCCUUUCAAUUGUUCAAACAUUUGAUAGAUAAUUUGAUUAGGAAGAAUGUUUUACACAAGCCCGAGUGUACAAUUCGGUUACAUGAUAUGAGUACAGCUAAAAACAAAAAAGAAAAAAAAGGUUUAUUGCAUGUUUGGAGUAAUAAUAUUGCAAAGUUUAGAGAAGGGAAUAAGUUUGAUUUGGACAAGGUUAACUUGGAUCCCAAGCAUGCUCAAUUGUUGUGGAGCGUUCAUGCGACUCUACAAAAAAAAAUUACAGAGGCCGGAAAAGACAUCACUCGAAUCGAAGCAUUUCGUAAGGUGAAUAUAGAUUGUCAAGGGAUAUUUAGUAGUCCCACAGUCGAGCAACAAUAUAUAAGUGGUUAUUUUGUAUUUUCGUAUAAGGUUUUAUAUCGUCAAGAGAAUCUUUUACUCUAUGAGAUCAGUCAACAAACUCAAGCUUCUUCUGAAGCGAGCAGUCUAACAACAAAGGAGAUACAAAAUUGUUUUGAAAGAAUAUUGGGUGUUCGACGAGACCAUAUCGAGGCAUUAGGUGCAAACCUUCUACGGUUGUGUCUAUGUACAAUCAGGAACAACCACCGACACAACCACCACAACAAUCACAAUUUGAUAUUAUAUGUAGGGUAUCUCCCGUUUCUCGGCUCCAACUUGCAUGAAAGUUUCACUAAGAUGGCUCACCGUUAUGGCCCCAUCUUCAGUCUCAGGCUCGGAAGCAAGCUUCAUGUUGUGGUGAACUCCAUGGAGCUCGUAAAGAUCGUGACUCGUGACCUGGACCAUAUCAUGGCAAAGUGCAGUCCUCCAUUAACAACGCUAACCAUCAGUUAUGGUGGGAACGAUAUUGCAUGGUCCGACAACGACACAGAGUGGCGUAACAUGCACAAAAUUUUUGCAAACCAAGUUAUCAGCCAUAAAAAUCUACAAGUCUGUCAGAGUUUCCGAACAUAUGAAGUCAGAAGACUGGUGAAAGAAGUUUACAGUAAACUCGGGACAAAGAUCGAUACUAAUGAAAUUGCUUUCAACACUGAGGUUAAUGUUAUGACAAGCAUGUUAUGGGGUUCUAGAAAAUCAACUGGUGAUGGGAACGAUUCUAGCUUAAUUGGAGAUGGCUUCCGAGAAGUUGAGUUCAAGAUUGUGCAGUUAUUGACAGCUUCAAACAUCUUUGAUUUUCUUCCUAUGCUAUCACGGUUCGAUCUACAAGGAAGGCAGCGAGAAAUGCAGAUGCUUUGGGAAUAUGUCGAUCGGAUAUUUGAGAACAUUAUCCAAGGAAGAAUCGAAGCCAACUCCCGAAAAAAUGAGGCAAAAGCUGAGGAUGAUCAAAGGAAGGAUUUCGUUCAAGUAUUACUCGAGCUUAAAGAGCAGAAAAAUGCUGCAAUAUCAUUAGACAUCAUUAAAAUAAAGGCCCUACUAAUGGACAUAGUGCUCGUGACUACAGACACAACAUCUAUAAUGGUUGAAUGGGUGAUGACAGAGAUUUUGAAGAAUCCAGGCGUAAUGAAAAGAGUACAUGAUGAAUUGAAGGAGGUUAUUGGCAUGAACGUUGUCCAAGAAUCUCAUCUGCCCAAAUUAACAUAUUUGGAUGCAGUCAUUAAGGAGACAUUCAGGGUACACACUCCCGUUCCUUUGUUAGUCCAAAGAUGCCCAGAUGAAUCCUGCACUGUUGGCGGAUACACCAUUCCAAAGGGUACUGUUGUCUAUAUGAAUGUUUGGGCAAUCCAUCGGGAUCCCAAUAACUGGACCAAUCCAUUGGAGUUCAAGCCGUAGAGAUUCUUGAUCGACAAAUGGGAUUAACAUGGAAAUAAUUUCAAGUUUUUACCAUUUGGAUCAGGGAGAAGAAUAUGCCCAGGAAUCUCACUUGGGGAGAAGAUGUUGAUGUAUAUAUUAGCAUCGCUGUUGCAUUCAUUUGAUUGGAACUUACCAGAAGAUGAAGAGUUUGAUCUUUCUGAUGAGUUUGGACUUGUGACUAUGAAAAGGAAACCACUUAUAGCCAUACACUCUAAAAGAUUAUCUGAUGCAAUCCUCUACUCUUUUUGA
Molecule: messenger RNA, 2391 nt
Organism: Lactuca sativa (garden lettuce)
Lineage: Eukaryota; Viridiplantae; Streptophyta; Magnoliopsida; Asterales; Asteraceae
Source: RefSeq, a predicted model, not a curated record